GCACGCAGGAUGGGGGGAGGGAGCGCACGACGUGCGCGCGCCCUCUCCCUCCUCCACCGCUGCCGCCUCCUUCUUCUGCCGCUCCUGGUGCUGCUUGUGUGCUCGUUCGGUGCGGACCUGGUACCUCUUUUGUGAAGCGGCAGCUGAGGAGACUCCGGCGCUCGCCAUGGCCGACGAAAAGCCCAAGGAAGGAGUCAAGACUGAGAACAACGAUCAUAUUAAUUUGAAGGUGGCGGGGCAGGAUGGUUCUGUGGUGCAGUUUAAGAUUAAGAGGCAUACACCACUUAGUAAACUAAUGAAAGCCUAUUGUGAACGACAGGGUUUGUCAAUGAGGCAGAUCAGAUUCCGAUUUGACGGGCAGCCAAUCAAUGAAACAGACACACCUGCACAGUUGGAAAUGGAGGAUGAAGAUACAAUUGAUGUGUUCCAGCAGCAGACAGGAGGUGUCUACUAAAAAGGGAACCUGCUACUUUACUCCAGAAUUCUGUUCCUCCAGACCAAGAAGACAUUCUCAAUUAGAAAACCGCAAUUUGGUUCCACCACAUCCUGACUACUACAGUAUAGUUUCUCUAUUCUUUCAUUUUCCCCUUCCCCAUUCCUUUAUUUUUAUACAUAAAGUAACUGGUAUAUGUGCUCAAGCAUAUUGCAUUUUUUUUAACGAAAUGGCCAACAGUAUGUUUUGAUUGACAUCAAAUGGAGAUGGAAUGGG
Physeter macrocephalus (sperm whale) is the source of this 709-nucleotide messenger RNA. RefSeq names its product small ubiquitin like modifier 2 (gene SUMO2). The transcript has 4 exons. NCBI's taxonomy places the organism in Eukaryota, Metazoa, Chordata, Mammalia, Artiodactyla, Physeteridae. Gene Ontology annotation, cellular component: nucleus. The record is from RefSeq and is a predicted model, not a curated record. Gene Ontology annotation, molecular function: protein tag activity; ubiquitin-like protein ligase binding. The coding region runs from base 167 to 454 and encodes 95 amino acids. Gene Ontology annotation, biological process: protein sumoylation.